CUCUCAUCCUCUCCACAUGCAUAACUAUUGUUGAUUGAUUACAUUCGAUGCGACAUAUGCCUAUAUAACAGUGCUUAAUAUCUAUCUAUCUAUCUAUCUAUCUAUGUUGAUGGUGUUGGGUUUUGAAGUUCUGAAGCUAUAUUGAAAGUGCUUCAAUUUCGAUAAUUUCCUGACUUGGAUCCAACUUUUACUAUAUCUCUGGUUACUUACUGCCUACUGCCAACUGCCAACUGCCAACUGCCAGAGAUCCUGAUUAUUGUUCUAUACUAUUUCUCAGUACUGAACCAUCACUACUGCUAUACUAUAACCAACCCUCAAGCCAAACCAAACCAAACCAAACCAAACCACAAUAACACAACAUAAUAAAAUAAAACACAGCAAAAUGCCCUCCCGCCAACCACACUACCAUCCCUACCACACCACAACCACAACCACACCACUCCCUCACCAAAAACCUCCCUCCCGGUCCUCCAAACCCACCACCAAAUCCAACUCCAACUCCAACUCACGAGGAGGAAGAGGAGAAGGAAGAAAAGCAAAAGCAAAAGAAAGAUGCUUCACCUGGCUCCUCCUCCCCUCCAGCAAAACCAACACGCACAUCGCCAAGAACCGCUCCUCAUUCAGCACGUACCGCCGAGCGCCAUGCAAGAUCGCGAACCAGCGAGUCCUGGGCGUGGGGACGGUGCAGCUGCGCGUGCAGCGGGCGCCCGACGAUCCGCGCACGAACGUCCUGGUGCUGAGGGACGUGUUGCAUGUUCCCGGGGCGAGGUGGAAUGGGGUGGCGGUUGAUAAGGCUGUAGGGGAUUGUUCUGGGUCGGAGGGGGAAGGGGAGGGGGAGGGAGCGGAGUGGGAUGUUCGGUCUCGGUCGAGUGUGGGGAGCUCGUCCGGGUCGGAGAGGGCGGUGGGGGUGCGUGAGAGGGAGUGUUUUCAGGUGAGGUGGGAGGUUUCGAGGGAUCAGGAUCGGGAUCGGGAUCAGGAUCAUCAUGGUCAUGGUCAUGGGCAGUUGGGGGAGGGGUUGUGGUUUGCUAGGGAGAGGGAUGGACAUGGACAUGGGUAUGAGAAUGAGAAUGAACAUGGGCUUGGGCUUGGACAGGACGGGCUGAGGGUUGUGUUGGCCGGGGAGCACGAUGAUGGCGAACUGGAAGGAGAUGAUGGCAGGGGCAUGAUGGGGGUGGUUGCGUCCAAGGAGGAGUUGGACAUGUUGAGCGAACGAGUCAGGAAUCGGUCGUGGGUUUGAUCUUGACCCAAAAGGUAUAAUAUAAAUAGAUGAUAUUGUUGCAUGAACCAUGUCAUACGAUAUAAUAAGAGGGGUGGUCUGGUAGCCUGCUGCCAGAGCCUGACUGGAAUUGAAUCAGC
This is a messenger RNA of Aspergillus heteromorphus CBS 117.55, 1356 nucleotides long. RefSeq lists its product as uncharacterized. Lineage: Eukaryota; Fungi; Ascomycota; Eurotiomycetes; Eurotiales; Aspergillaceae. The transcript has a single exon. The coding region runs from base 383 to 1237 and encodes 284 amino acids. The record is from RefSeq and is a predicted model, not a curated record.